AAACACAAGACCACUAACACGAUCACGUGUUCAAAAAAAUUCCUUCGACUUCCUGGUAGGCUCGAGAUUAAGCCCCGCCUCCGUGUGCACACUUCCGGGUUAGUAGUAACAUUCAAAACUCGGGCUGUUUUGCGAGCAGCUGGUUACUGUUUUUCUUUUCUGGAUGUGGAUCGGUUAUGAACGGGCUGUGCGCGCCUCCAUGUGUUUACAACUUCGAUUUUAGAGAAAGUGAAAACUCGAGGUGGAAUGAAAAACGACAACAACAAACAGCUAACGCGAACUGUUUUGUUUUCGCCUCGGCCCGGUGAUCGCACUCCAGUGUGACUCCUGUCCCGCUCGUUCACUCUGCAUUCUGCGAUUUUGUACCGAGCCGAAGAUUGAAAAGUAUCAUGGAGAGAAGCGGAGGCGACCGGGAGGAAAAGAGCAAGCUUGACUUGCUGGAGGACAACAGAACCGACUCCGGUAUCGACUCUUUUAGGUCGUUAACCAGAGACGAUCGGUGCGGUACCGCGACUUCGGUACCGGAACCGAACAGCAGCGGGAGAGACGAUCAGGACAAACUGAGCACGGAGGAACGCUUGGACUCGUCCUACGGAUCUUCAUCCCUGACCUCGGAAAGCCUAAGCGACCUUAUGGUGAAAUGCAGUGUCUCUGGGACUCGAUCCGAGCCGCAGCAGGGCGAGUACACCGUGGACUACACCGAAGAGGAAGGAAACCUGCUGGCAACCAUCACAGAAGAUGGAGACACGUUACUCCAUUUGAGUAUUAUCCACGAGUUAAAAGAAUUCACGCACCAGCUGAUAAACCUGUUCCCAGUAGAGAUCCUGGACAUCCAGAAUAAUCUAUAUCAGACGGCCCUGCACCUGGCCGUGUACCUGAACCAGGAGUUCGUGGUAAAGGCUCUGGUGGAAACUGGUGCAUGUGUAGAGCUCCAGGACCAGGAUGGAAACACACCGCUCCAUGUGGCAUGCGAGCACGGCAGGUUUGAGUGUGCUAACGAGAUCAUCCGUCAGGCUUCAUCCUCCAAGCUCAGCCUGGUGUUUGCAACACAGAACUGGAGAGGUCUGACUUGCCUACAUGUUGCCACACUGCACAGAAAUCACAGAAUAAUGAAACUGCUGAUGAAGAAAGGUGUGGAUCUGAACCUUCAGGAGGGAACGAGUGGGAAAACAGCAUUGCACAUGGCUGUGGAGAUGCACGACGUGGAUUCGGUGACUCUUCUGCUAAACAGAGGCGCCAACGUAGACGCUGCUAUGCUGAAUGGAUGCACAGCACUCCAUCUUGCAGUCGGGCGCCAGGACGCCACCAUCACCAGCCAACUGUGCCAGGCAGGUGCCGACAAAAUGAUUCGCAACAUAGAGGACGAGACUGCAUUGGACCUCGCCGAUGGCAACGACGAUAUACUUGCACUGCUGCCAUUUGAUGACAUCCAGAUCAUGGGUAGAACAGUCGGCUUGAACUUCUAAGUGUAAAAAUCGUGUGUCGAGUCGUGUGUCCGUGAAUCCUGGGAGCUUCUGUUAAUAUCUAUUUCCUUAACUUUUAAAACCUUGUUUAUUUUAAAUUUUAAUGUAUGUUAGAGUUAAUAAUUUAUAUACAAUUUUGGGUUUGUGUUUGUUUUCAAAUGUGUUCCAAAUUGAUCUUGAGUUAUUAAACCAUUUGUCCUCUGUG
Messenger RNA from Silurus meridionalis, 1668 nucleotides. RefSeq names its product nuclear factor of kappa light polypeptide gene enhancer in B-cells inhibitor, epsilon (gene nfkbie). The transcript is spliced from 6 exons. The coding region runs from base 390 to 1466 and encodes 358 amino acids. NCBI's taxonomy places the organism in Eukaryota, Metazoa, Chordata, Actinopteri, Siluriformes, Siluridae. The record is from RefSeq and is a predicted model, not a curated record. Gene Ontology annotation, molecular function: protein binding.